Asterias rubens (European starfish) is the source of this 3306-nucleotide messenger RNA. RefSeq names its product ubiquitin-conjugating enzyme E2-17 kDa-like. Bases 173 to 619 code for a protein of 148 amino acids. The record is from RefSeq and is a predicted model, not a curated record. The transcript is spliced from 6 exons. Gene Ontology annotation, molecular function: ubiquitin conjugating enzyme activity. Gene Ontology annotation, cellular component: nucleus. Gene Ontology annotation, biological process: protein polyubiquitination. NCBI's taxonomy places the organism in Eukaryota, Metazoa, Echinodermata, Asteroidea, Forcipulatida, Asteriidae.
GUAAUUAUUUCUAACUAGCUAGCGCAUAGACGUAAAUAAUUAUGACAUUUUUAUAAGGAAUAAACGUCCGAUUUUCCCUUUACUCUCAGUUCAAUUUCAAUGGGAGGAAGCUUCUUAUGUGAAAGAACGCUACUAUCUGUGUAAAUUACUGUUUCAAACAUCGGGAAGAAGUAUGGCGGCUACACGAAUUAAAAAGGAAUUAAAAGAUCUAGGACGAGACCCACUGGCAAUGUGUUCAGCAGGGCCAGUAGAUGAUAACUUAUUCCAUUGGCAUGCGUCCAUCACAGGGCCAGUCGACAGUGUUUAUUCCAGUGGAGUCUUUUUCCUUGAGAUAAAUUUUCCUUCAGAUUAUCCUUUCAAACCACCAAGGGUCCAGUUUAGGACGAAAAUCUACCACCCUAACAUUAACACAAAUGGAAGCAUCUGCCUUGACAUACUAAGGUCACAGUGGUCCCCAGCGCUAACCGUCUCUAAAGUACUACUAUCCAUUUCAUCAUUACUCACCGAUCCCAAUCCCGACGACCCCUUGGUGCCCGAGAUAGCCAGGGUCUACAAGACGGACAGGGACAGAUACGACAAGAUGGCCCGGGAAUGGACGAGGUUAUACGCCCGCUCAUGAUGACCAGUCAGGUGAACUCCACUGCCAGGGUGGUAAUCAUUUAAACAAUUCACUUUAUAGCGACUGUAGUAGGUCAGAUAAGGGAAUUCCCACCAAAUACCAAAAAAGGGUUGUUUACCUACCUUCUGAUUACACUGGGGGCCGAAGGAAGGAUUGAUCGGUAUAAACGCCCACCAGCCUCUCCCCCCAGUUUGAUAAUCGUUGUGCAUGUUCAGUUAUCAUGUAUUCACAUUUGUAACACUCUUUUUGUUGUCGUUGUGUUAUUCUCAAUUUUGGUCAGCAUUGUUUCUUAUGAAGGCUUACAUGAAAGUAGACGAGAGCCAUGAAGUACAUGUAAAAUGCCCAUUUUGUGUUUCGGCACAUUUUCAUGGGAGUAUGGGUGAUUUAACGCCUAAAAUAUAAGGUAAAUCACACAUAAAGAUUGCUGUUCGCUGUUAGAGUACUAAAUUGAUAUUUUGGAAGCAUAUAUGACUGACCACUCAGAUCCUUAUUCCUACCAACGUCGCUCAAAGACACUGGACACUAUUGGUUAUUGUCAAAAACCAGUGUUCUCACUAGGUGUAUCUCAACAUAUGCAAAGUUGUUUGCUGGUCAAGCAUUUGCUUACACUUUAUAAAACCCAGAAAAGAUGUCUCGCAAUUUUGUUUUUGAAAUGCCAUGCAAAGGUGCAAGGAAAAAAACAGAUAUUUGUCACCCAGAAAAGCUGUCUCGCAAUUUUGUUUGAACUUCCAUGCAAGGAAACAAACCAAUAGUUGUCACUACUUACUGUACUUGUCAAAUUUGACUUUUUAUUCUUGUAGGGUGUUUAUUGUUUCAAAAGUUUAACUUUAUUUACUAUUUUUAAUUGAUACUUGUUGACGUCGGGAUAUACUCUGAAUAAUUCAAACUGAAAAGUGCUAGUCAGACUACAUCGCUGCAGUGUACUCAUCUGUUAUUUUUUUCCAUUUCUUUGUGUAAGGUGAACCAACCACGUGACAAAAUAAAAAACAUCCCAUGUAAACAACACAGUGUCUUGCCUUCCAAAAAAUGCCCCGGAAUGCUCAGAAACACUGACCUUGUCAACAUGAAAAAUCAUGUCAACAAAAACUUGUUCCAGUAUUAUUAAUAUAUUUUAAAUAAAACAAAGGACUUUGGGUGAAUUUACACUUCUACAUAUUCCAUUUAGCACGAGAGUAGAUGUACAGCUAAGUGUACGUCUAUUCCGCAGAGGGACUUUAGUACCAAUAAUAUGAUUGUCAAUUAAAAAAUGUAAAUUUGAUUUUGAUUUCCCAUUUUCCUCUCGAGGAUUCGAACCCAUGACUCCUGCACUCUAGAAUAGACGAGGCAUGAUUUCAUACAGCUAAGCCUGGCAAUUUGCUUAGCCCAGAGAGUUAUUGCUUAGCAGACUUAGGUUACAAAAAUUCAGAACUAAUAAUACAUUAUAACAUAGACCGGGAGUGAGAAUUUUAGAUCUGAAUUCAGACUCUUAAGGCCAAAUAAAAAAGAAUAUCAGUUUAUCGUCCCCUCCCUCAUCCUUUUUGGAACUAUUUUAUAUUUUAAUUUUUGUUUUGUUUUUAAGACAAUUUGUUGUGUAUUUCUCAUAGUUAACUUACUAAUCUUAUGGCCAGUUUGAAUUAAAAUGCUCGGCGGCCAUAAAAAAUAAAAAGGCACUCAUCCUCCUCUUUUUGGGGAAAAACUCGGACAAUCAACUGGUCUAUUUUUGUUACUUGGCCUAAAGUCUGCCUGAUAAACAGAACUGUAUUUCACUCAAAAAUAUAAAAUAAAUCAUGCUCUUUGAUCUAUUUACUUUGGUUUCCAGAAGCUCCUCUUAAUCUAUAGCUCAAGGGAGUUGCCAAACAAAGGAAGUGCCAGUUUCAAACUAUUUUAUCAACAGUGACCCCCCCCCAGAUAAAUACAGACACCAUACAGCACAAUGGGUUUAAUGUUAUAAACAAAGUUUGCUCAGUGUUGGUUGUGCCAUUAGAUAUCUGCCCCUGCUAAAAGUAAAUGUUAUUUAAUAUAUUUAUGAGAGAAAAUAUAUACGUUUAGUUUGUUUAGAAUGUUCUAGAUGUUUAAACUUUAAGCUCAGUAAAACUUAUUGUACUAACUUUUGCAUUAUUAUUAUUAUUAUUUCUUAAAUAACAGUUCAAAUAUUUUGUUUGGAAGUUUGUGAAGAUCAGUUGUGAAUAUGACAACCCUUCUAGUCUUGCCUGGCGACGCUCAUUACGCAUUAAUUGAUAUCACAACAUGAAUAACUGGAGAAGAGAUAUUCUUAUCUCAAAAGCAUAUUAUGGAUCAAAACGAACCCAGGGCCCAAUUUCAUAGAGCUGCUAAGCACAACCAAUUUUGCUUACCAGAAUGAGGUUUCCAGCCACACUACCAAGUCAACUGUAUAAUUUGUAACUGGUAUCCUGCUCAUUUCUGCUUAGCAGAAAACUGUUAAGCAAUUUUUUUGUGCGUUAAGCAGCUCUGUAACAUUUGGCCCUGUUUUUGGUCUAGAUUUUUAGACUUACCUAGUCCUUCCCAGUCAUGGUCAACUAAUAAUUUCUCACUCCAUAUUAAUAUAAACAAUGACUUUGAUGAGAUGGAAAAGUUCAACUUUGCUAAUUUCAAUUUGUAAUCUACUAUAAUAUUUGAUAACUCAUUCAUUUGAACUGAUUAUGUAUAACAUGUACUAUUAAAUUACUGCAAAACUUUGAUGUACGGAA